Chelonia mydas (Green sea turtle) is the source of this 1357-nucleotide messenger RNA. RefSeq names its product tetratricopeptide repeat domain 9C (gene TTC9C). The coding region runs from base 405 to 950 and encodes 181 amino acids. Gene Ontology annotation, molecular function: protein binding. The transcript is spliced from 4 exons. NCBI's taxonomy places the organism in Eukaryota, Metazoa, Chordata, Testudines, Cheloniidae. The record is from RefSeq and is a predicted model, not a curated record.
UCUCCCGGAAUGUGGGGCGGCGGCUCCCCCCAGGCAAAGGCUGCCAUCUGCCCGACUCCCCGCUGCGGGAUGUGAGCGCCCCCGAGCGGCGGAGACCGGACAGCCCCACUGCGCAGGAGCGGGAGAGAGUGCGGGGGGGCUGGCCCCAGUACGCCCAAGGCCGCCCCCGGCCAUGGCACCAGCCGGCCCCGCCCGGCUCCUGGGGCAGGGGAGGCUGCUGCCGCCGCUGCCGAGGGCCUGGCUCCCCGGCCCGAGCCAGUCACAUGGUGCCUGAUCUCCCUGCCCAGCGCGGCCGGUCGCGCUUCCUGGGCCGGGCAGGAAGCAGCAUGGAGCUCGGCCGCGGCUGCUGAGCGGGGCGGCAUCGGAUCAGCCUCUGCGCGCGGGGCCCCGGAGCGGCUGCCCGGAUGGCUGCUCAGGGCUCUUCAGUGGAGGCCAUGGACCAGCGGCUCCAGCAGGCCCAGAGGUUCAAAGAAGACGGGAACCGGUGCUACAAGGAGGGGCGCUUCAGGGAUGCCGUGAGCCGCUACCACCGGGCACUGCUGCAGUUGCGAGGGUUGGACCCCAGUGUACCCUCUCCCCUGCAGGCCUUCGGGCGCGAGCAGCCGCCAGUGACGCCUGAGCAGGAGAGGGCACUGCACGGCACCCAGACUGACUGCUACAACAACCUGGCUGCCUGCUUGCUCCACAUGGAGCCAGUGAACUACGAGCGGGUGAAGGAGUACAGCCUCAAGGUGCUGGAGAGGCAGCCUGAGAAUCCCAAGGCCCUGUACCGUGCCGGCGUGGCUGCCUACCACCUCCGGGACUACGACCAGGCCCGGCACUAUCUCAUGGCGGCCUCGUGCAGCCAGCCCCGAGACGCCAACGUCAAGCGGUACCUGCAGCUGACAGAGUCCCAGCUCACCACCUACCACCAGAAGGAGAAGCAACUCUACAUGGGGAUGUUCAGCUAGCGAAAUCAUGGCUCCCCCCACCAGAUACCACCAGGGCCACAUGGAUGCACCCCCCUUUCCUGGACAGACUCCCAGGCCACAGGGACACUCCCACUGACAUAACACCAGGGUAAUGGGGACAUGUCUGGCUUUCCAUUGAUGGCAUAGGACCCAUGAGGUCACUUGGGACCUGGGUUGCUAGAGAGGAAACCCGAGGCUGGUGGCUAGGACCUGCUUGGACUGCUCCCUUUCCUCUUGUCUGCGGAGCAGUGUCCUCUGUUGUUCCCAAGGGCCUGGACAUUCCCAGAGUCACAACUGCACAGGCUCAACCACCCCAUGGUUGUGGUGCCAGAGACAGGGAGUGUGGGCUGGAUCAUUAGCUUUGUCACCACACUGGCCCUCUUCAUAAAGUGACCUGUCUCCCUGCA